AUGCUUUGUGCUUUAUGCGCGGUUAUUAAUGUGACGGAUCUUAUUGUUUUGGCGAAAGCCAAUUGGGAAACUCGGGGUCACCAUCAUGAUGCUAUACCGCGUCGCUGGGACCAUCAUUCGAAAUACGAUGAUCUUGCUGCGGCUGCCGCAGCCGGCUGCGAGCUGUGUAAAGUGUUGGUGCGUGCGUUAGAUGAGAAUGUGUUGUUGGAUGGAAGUGCGAGCAAGACGUAUAAGGCUGAGAUGUUAGAGAUGGAGGAAGAUGGGUCGGGAAUGGGUUUGGAUGUGGAAAUUGAGGGGGAGGGGAGAAGAUGGGCGGUAUUUGAAGAGUCGGAGGGGAAGAUUCCUUUUGAUAGAUUGUCGUUUUAUAUGAGGGGGAGCCAGGGGAGAGAGAGGUUGAUUGUGAACUUUUCAUUGCAGAAGCGUCGAGGGCAAGUCAAGUCUGUUGAUGGCAUAGAAAUUGGUCAUUUUGUCCUCGAUCCUAAUCUGGGAUCAGAAACAAACUUCGAGAUUGCUCGAGAUUGGAUACACGCUUGCAGUUCAACACAUUACGAAUGUCCGGUGAUAGAAGAUAGGCCACUGCCCACAAGAGUGAUACAUGUUGGUUCCGACACCAAUGAACCACAUCUGGUGAAAACACAUAGUAUGAAAGGCAAGUACAUCGCACUGAGCCAUUGUUGGGGCGGUAAAAUCAGUUAUCGCUCCCAACUAAAUAAAAAGACUUCCAAGGGCCUUCAACAAGAGAAUUGA
Molecule: messenger RNA, 747 nt
Organism: Sclerotinia sclerotiorum 1980 UF-70
Lineage: Eukaryota; Fungi; Ascomycota; Leotiomycetes; Helotiales; Sclerotiniaceae
Exons: 2
Coding region: 1-747 (248 amino acids)
Source: RefSeq, a predicted model, not a curated record